This is a messenger RNA of Synchiropus splendidus (mandarinfish), 5506 nucleotides long. It is a transcript of the gene b4galt5, whose product is annotated as UDP-Gal:betaGlcNAc beta 1,4- galactosyltransferase, polypeptide 5. The transcript is spliced from 9 exons. NCBI's taxonomy places the organism in Eukaryota, Metazoa, Chordata, Actinopteri, Syngnathiformes, Callionymidae. The record is from RefSeq and is a predicted model, not a curated record. Gene Ontology annotation, molecular function: UDP-galactose:glucosylceramide beta-1,4-galactosyltransferase activity. Gene Ontology annotation, biological process: glycoprotein biosynthetic process; carbohydrate metabolic process. Bases 385 to 1533 code for a protein of 382 amino acids.
ACUUCACGGCUGGUUUGGCGGACGGGAAGAGACAUCAUUGGGCUGCCAGGCAGGGAACGCACAGGAGCCACCGAAACACCAUCACAGUGACGAAACUGAUGGACUGAAGCUCGUCACCGGGUUUUUUUCUUUCCACUUCCCACCCAUCGUCUUCUCAGGAAUGGCUUCUGAAUGCUUGGAUUAAACACAGGAGCAGCCCUCCUGUGCGCGACCUGCCGUGGAAAUACGCUCAUCGCUGGAUGACUCGACGCUGCGCACACCGACCUCAUCGGCUCAUUUAACCCACAGACCGUCUUCGGAUUACUGUCUCUGGCAUCUGGACACAUCGGGACCGGUCUGCCGCUGAACGCAAACGUGCCUGAGUGUGCUUUUGCUGCCUGUAUAAUGCCGACACAUUUGCGCUUCCGGAGAAGGUCAUUCCUUGGGCUUUUAUUCCUCUUCUCAUUAUCCACCUCCGCAUUGUAUUUCAUCUACUCCGCCCCUGGCAUCGUGAAUGAGUAUGUCUUCAUGGUCCAAGCAAGAGGCAUUCAGAUUCGAGAGAACAUGAAAAAUAUUGGUGCUCAAGUCCUGGAGCAGGUGGUGAGGGGAGCCUACAGCAUCAAUGGGACAGUGAUUUACGCCUAUGACUACAACAUGAGCGCAAGUGACGUCCCCUCGGCCACAUACCUCCCCGAGGGCUUCACAUACCUCUCAUCCCAAGUUUGCCCUGAAAGACUCCCCUCUAUGACGGGUAGGCUACAGAUGAAUAUGAGCGAAAUUUCGCUGGCAGAGGUGGAAAAAUAUUUGCUGGACAGUGAUCAUACAAUGACCUCGGGGGGAUACUGGAAGCCCAAAGACUGUUUACCGAGAUGGAAGGUCGCCAUAUUAGUCCCAUUUAGGAACCGACACGAGCACUUACCCAUCCUCCUCAGACACCUGGUGCCAGUACUGCAAAAACAACGACUCCAGUUUGCCUUCUAUGUCAUAGAGCAGAGUGGCACUGAGCCAUUCAACCGAGCCAUGUUGUUCAACGUGGGCUACAAAGAAGCUAUGAAAGACCUGGACUGGGAUUGUCUGAUCUUCCACGACGUGGACCACCUUAUGGAGAACGAUAGAAACUACUACGGCUGCACCGACAUGCCCAGGCAUUUUGCAGUAAAGCUCGACAAAUAUUCCUACAUGCUUCCAUAUAAUGAAUUCUUUGGCGGUGUCAGUGGUCUGACUGUGAGACAGUUCAAAAAAAUUAAUGGAUUCCCUAAUGCAUUCUGGGGAUGGGGAGGAGAGGAUGAUGACCUCUGGAAUAGGGUGCGGUAUGCCAAUUACACAGUAAGCAGACCACGAGGAGACCAGGGACGGUACAUGUCAAUUCCACACCACCACCGCGGAGAGGUCCAGUUCCUGGGAAGGUAUAGUCUUUUACGCCACUCGAAGGAGCGACAGAAAGUGGACGGUCUAAACAACCUGAACUACUCUCCGCUCAUAUCCAGGAAGCCUCUCUACACCAACAUCACAGUCAGCCUGAGCAGAAUGCUCGCACCUGUCGCUGACUACUGACGUACGAACAGAUAGACUGCCAAAUUCAUCUGGGAAUCAAGAGUCCUGCGGGACAUCAGCCAUAUCUCACCAGUUGCAGCACUGCUUAUAACAAUUAUUUUCCCUUUUUUUCUGUGUGUAUGCAAGAAUGGAGACUCAAAAAUAGUAUGUUUGAUAAGUCACAAAAAAGUAGGGAUCUGUACUUGUUUGUGCCACAGUCCGUUACUUUUUUCAUCCGGGCUUAAAUAGUCUUUAGUCUCCACAUGCCUUUUUCACCAUUUUGGCCUUCAGCAUUCAUCAUUAUUUACCUAUUCCUCCAUCAUUGUGCUAGCUUAUUGAAACAGGCUACUUCAAAUGCACGCACUCACGCACGCUUGCAGCAAGACUCACACAGUGGUUACUAAUGCUUUCAUUUCCUUCACCCGGUCGAUCCACUAUUGCAGUGUGAAGACAUGUGCAUGCAGACACCGACCUUACCUCUGCGGCGGGUCCUGCAGGAGGUAUGCCAAAUCUUAAGAUGAUAGAGUGUUUUUGAAUCAUCUGAGAGUGAUGACAAUGUCUUACAAACUUUGUGUUACCGUGCAUCGUUCAGAAUCUGUGAUGACGUCGGAGAGCAACGCUCGCCUUCUUAGCAAUAAGCUGUAAUGUUAGACGUCCAACCUCCUCACUGCACAGAUGCAAUAGCACAGGUGCUAGCGUUUCCAUUCUGGACUGCAGAGAUGGAGUGACUGCGUAUGCAAACUUCACACUCGGCACGUUUGCCUAAACAAACACACGGCCUAUCACAGGAACCUGUGUGUCUGUCCCUGAGUAAAAGUGAGGGAGCGCUAUGCAAAUGGACUGCAUGCAUCCUGCUGUCAGAGAGACUUCUGAAAACUUUUACAUGAAGUACUUUGAGGUAUGAGGCUGGCUAGUGCUGAUUCCAAUCCUAUUGAAACAUAAUGGCAUUGAAAGGGGAAAUGAUGGAGGACAUCCGGGACCAAAAAUCAAACUGAAUUCUUACAUCACUUUUUGUAUUGACACUCGCUUCCUGGUUUGACGGCCAGCACACACAAGCCAGGUAGUCUGGCUACAAAGGUCCACCCACUUUGCAAACACAUUUGCCAAUAUUUAUGUAGCUUAAAAAAAAGGCCGCAGCUUGGCGUUUCAGUCGAGCUUGAAAGCGAUUUGAUUAAUUAAAUAAACAUAAAACAAACAUUUUUUAAAGAAAUUCUGAAAAAUAAUUUUGUAUUUUUAAUUAAAAUUACUGUCUUAAUAAAUUUCAACGACAAUACUGAUCAAAAGUGAGGCCUUCCCUUUAUCUUGUAACUGUUUUUUGUUAUAAAGAAAAAGAAAAUAAGCCGACCAGAUGACCAAUUGAAAAGGGUUUAAAAUGCGUCUCCCCACAAUGUACUGCAUAUGUUUCAAUGCGAUUUCCUCAUCAGAGCCUCACUCAAUAGAACGUGAUUAUUUAGCAGUUUCAAUUCAGGCCAGUGAGGUUUCUGACACUGUAGUAGCCAGCACUGAUAAUUAUCCCGUGAGAUAUGACAGUGUUUAUUAUCAGUCUGACAUCCCUGUACUGUAAAGAUAGAUAUAUAUAUAGAAGAUAUCAUUCUCCUCUCUGUCAACCCUCAUCACUUCAUUUCACAAAAAUCGCCUUGUAUACAUUUCUUGAGAUGUUUCUUUCGGGGGAAAUGUGUUUGGACUUAUUGUUUUGUUUGACAAGGCGGGUCCUUGUUUUAUUUAUUUCAUCUUCAAUAUGUGAUGUCUGGUUUUUAUUUUACUUGCAGUGGAUGUGUUGAUUUUAGUCGGUGAAGUAUGAGAGAAUGUGUGUGAUAUGCACUGAAAAUGUUGUGUAUUUGAUGGAGGUUUACUUCCCCUGAUUCCACAUAGAGCAGAUCUAAUGGCGGGACCUCUUUAUCUGCUUAAAUGAGCUCUUGCUGGAGGCCAUUUUGUGUGACAACCACAGGAAGAGCAGGAAGCAACAAGGAGCUUGUGGUCAACGUCUCCGAGCACCUUCUGUAACUGAAUAUAUAAUCAAUGUUCCUGAUCUUCAAAGCUAGUAAGAGUUUGAAAAAAGUAUUCACCAAAAAAUAUAUAUAAAAAUGAAGAAAUUAAAAGUGAAAUCAAGAUGACUAAAUGGUGAGUUACAUGUAUAUUGAGGGUGAAGAGGAGCCCUGACUUGUGUGAGAUCAGCUAAAAAGCUGUAUAGUAUAUCUCAACUUGACUAAUGGUGCAAGAAUGCUUUCCGCAUCUGAAUUCCAAAACGGCUUGUUGGGGCUUAUCCAGUGAUUUAAAACAAUAUGAUUCCAGCCCUUACAGGCCUGGUUCUUGGGAAGUGUUUUGAUAAAAAUGGUGAAUAUUUUGUAAGUGGUUUCUGUUGCCCUCUCAGUCACGUCGGUGCUCAGUGGACUUUGUGGAAGCGUUUGUGUUUGCUUUUCCUCGUGUGUUCGAUUGAAAUGGCUGGACCCCAGACUGUUUGACUGCCCUCCAUCUGUCUUUUUAGUUUUCUUUUUACUCAUACAAUGUUGCACUGAUAAAAAAAAAACAAACAAGGAUUUAGUGAUGAAAACUGGGUCUUUUUAAACAACAAUCAGACAACAAAAUCAUCCUCUUGCCUCUAUAUUGUUCAACAUAAACAAGCAGCUUUAAUGACCAACCUGUUGGUGACGGAAAAAAAAGAACAUAAUGGAGCGGAGCAAGAACAAAAAUGGAUUGUUGGUGAUGUAAGCAUGCACGAUCUCUGUUGUCUAAAGGCAGACCAAGCCUGCUGCUCAUCGUCCCAUCAUCUCUGUCAUCCAUUUGCCGGUUUAAAUGACGGGUUUGCCCCCUGAAGAGACCGGCAGCCUUAAAGGUCCUUAAUUUAUUGCAGUGUUUUUUUUUCACAAGUUUUUAUUUUUACGAGUGAAAAUAUUUAAAGAGCAUAUCUAGAGAUGAUCAUUGUAAAUAUUGUUGUGUGUAGUGUUUUAGAAAUUCUAUAAGGUCUUAAAAAAAAUCACUAGAUUUGCUAGAACCAGGCUUUGGGGGGGUUUUGGCUGCACAAUGACCCGGUGCCAUUGAAGUGCUUUUUUUUAUCAUUUUGAGCUCACACACUGACAUUUUGGUUUUUAGCGCGUCCCAGCCUUUAUUAAAAUCCAAAACCAUCUCAUAAUAAUCAGACUCCACUCACAAUCUCAGUGGAGUUCGCCAAUCAAGCGGCCUCCCGCUUUCUAAUAUCAGCAGACCGUAGAGAGUUCAUCGCCCUUAUUUCUGCUUGUGAUAUCUCUAUGUUCGCGUCGGCGUUGGCCAGAGGGAAGCACGCUAGGAUAUCGACAUGCCAGCCAAAUACACCAUAUGCUCACGAAGACAAAAAAAACAAAAACACAGGCACCCCAACCAGCGACAGAAUCCACUCCAUAUCUGACACCUCCCCUCUCUACCCUCUUUUUUGUAUGAAAGUGAACUAGUUAAAAGAAAUUUAAAAAUUAAGUGACAUCUUUUCUGAUUGUAAGGAGGGACAUUCUCCUUGAAUUGAAGCCAUUUAAAGCCACUUGUCUAAACUUGAUGUCAGCCUUAUGUGGAUCUGUUUGUGUAUUGGCAUAUUAUCUUUUGAUUAUUGAAAUUUGUAUGAUGGAAAUUUUUCUUUUAUACCAUCAUUGUAACUGUCGAAGUACACCAAUAAAAAAAAAAUGAAAUGUGUAAUGACACAGCAUCUGCAUGUGUGUUCAUUUACUGUCUUUAUUCUCUACCAGUCCGUCCAUCCUCAUCCGCUUAUCCGUUCCUGGGUUGCGGGGGCAGCAGCAGAUUCAGAAGGUGGCUGCCAACAUACUUCUCCCUGGCAACAUCCACUAGCUCCAACUGGGGAAUCCCGAGACAUUCCCAAGCCUGGGAAGAGAUAUAGGGCGGUUUCACACUGUGCGCUUUGUCUCGAUGUGAACAGAACCGAAUCGGGUUUUGGGCACAAACUCUCCACCGGGGUUGUGAGCAUCUCGCCUCAGGCGUUUUGGCGCUAGAUGCCAAAAACUACAUAUACAGC